Messenger RNA from Gadus macrocephalus (Pacific cod), 1985 nucleotides. RefSeq names its product transport and golgi organization 2 homolog (Drosophila) (gene tango2). The record is from RefSeq and is a predicted model, not a curated record. NCBI's taxonomy places the organism in Eukaryota, Metazoa, Chordata, Actinopteri, Gadiformes, Gadidae. Gene Ontology annotation, biological process: Golgi organization; protein secretion. The transcript has 9 exons. Bases 221 to 1042 code for a protein of 273 amino acids. Gene Ontology annotation, cellular component: Golgi apparatus.
ACCGCCAUGGCGCAUGCGUAGUAUAGAUCUGUCAGGACCGGACUGACUGCUCGAGUUGUUGUUACUAUUUAAUUGCACUCGUCAGACAUUCAAGGUUUCAACAGCAAGUUAAGGCUUGCGGGGACUGUAACAUCUUCGUAGUUGCAAUACGUAUGUGAACAUGAGCACGCCUUGAAAGUAACUCUGGACUGUACAAGCCGUCGCUCCUUCAUCAUCCCUCAUGUGCAUACUCUUUUUCAAGUUUGACCCGCGGCCAGCAUCCAAAAAUGCCUACAGGCUGAUUUUGGCUGCAAACAGAGAUGAGUACUACAGCAGGCCGACCAAGGCGGCAGACUACUGGGCGUCCAACGGCGAUAUCCUCAGUGGCCUAGACCUUGAAAAUGGCAAGGAAGGUGGAACAUGGCUGGGAGUCACCAAGACGGGCAGGCUGGCCACCAUCACAAACUACCUGGAACCAAAGCUCAACCCUGACGCCAAAGGAAGAGGCUUCCUGGUGGCCAACUACUUAAUAGACAGAGACCUGGACAGCUUCUCCUACUUGAAAAAGUUGUCGACAGAAGGUCACCUGUACAACGGCUUCAACCUGCUCACUGCCGAAUUCAAUGCCAAAGAAGACAUUGUGUGUUACUAUGGAAACAGAGGGAGCACCCAGCCGAUCCGUCUGAAAUCAGGCAUCUAUGGCUUGAGCAACUCUCUGUUGGAGACACCGUGGAGGAAACUGGAUCACGGCAAGUGCCUGUUCACCAGCGUGGUGGAGCAACAGCUGUCCGGGGACAGACUGGUGCAGGACCUCAUCACUGUCCUCAACAACCAGGAGCUGACCACAGACCCAGCCAUACAGAGACAGGGUCAGGGCUUCGAUAAUGGGAUACUGCCGGCCCUCUCAUCGGUGUGUGUUCGCACUCCUCAUUACGGCACAAGGACCAACACGGUGGUCCUGAUAGACACUGCAGGGGCCGUGACCUUCGUGGAACGCACCAUGCUCAACUGCGACACCAGCCAGUGGAGCAACCAGAGCUUCCAGUUCCAGCUGCAGGCGUGACCACCGCGCCGCGCGGUCAGACGCUCCCUCGCCACCCGCCAGACUCUGCCUUACAGCAUUGCCUCUCCCCACCACCACCACCACUUCCUCCAUAGUCCCACUGUUUCUGCCGCUACGUGACCCGGGAAUGCUUCAGGGGUAUUUUUUGUUUGGAUUUUUAAAAGCUGUGAAAGAAUUACUUUGCUUAUUGUUGCACUAUUAAUAUGGGUUUUGAUUUUGGACUUGUUGAAUGAUGGUGCUUGGAAUAGAGUAAUGUUGUUGGGAUAAGGAAGGGGGGAGGCUGUUGAUUGGUUGAUUUGAUCAUUGAUUAUUUCUGUGGAUUGAAACAUUGCCAAAGAUGUAGGGAAAUGUAAUUUUUGUCCAUAUGGGCAAAAUAUAAUUGUUGGUGUUUUUAUGUUGACAAUGUUAUCCAAUGCAGAUGUGUUAUGCUUUCAGAUCGUCAUUGGUCAACUAGACCACCUCAUGUGACAAUGUCAUGAUUCUUUCAUGACUGCUUUACUCUUCAAUUAUGUUAAACAUUGUCUUCUUGCAACUAGACCAUACCUCGGUUUUUAUUACUCUAUGAUUUAAUCUCUAAACAAUGCACACAUAAAAGAACACAAUGAAAAACAUUGUCUCAAUAAUCCCAUGAUUUUAUUUAUGGAUUUGAAUUACCAACAGGUAGCAGGAUUCAUGCCAAACGUAAUUUGUUAAACUUUACUUCUUUGCCUGGCACAGCACUAGGAUAGCAUAUUAGCAGCUAAUAUUCUAUCUACACACAUUGCAAUACCUUUCAGGCUACAAUUGCAUUGCAUCCUUAUUUAAGGGUAAUUCAUUUGAGUCUGCAUGCUACUUUUAUUAAUUACUGUUUUACCAGUACUGUUGAUUGUAGCUGCUUUUGGUAUAAUGCAAUAAUGUUUCACCAGUGGAGCCUAUUUGUAAAAAUAAAAUGUAUCAAAUUGAA